UCAGGCUCUGACUUGGUAAGAAUUAGGAUUAUCCUUCAGUGUCAAUUUGGCAGGACAGGCACCAAUGACAAACUUCUGACAUCGAUAAAGUUUGGAGUUUCUUCCCAACACAACCUCUCGAUGGGUGCCAACGCCGUCACCACUUUCUGAUAGCAAAACAAUUUACUACUGAACAUGUACCAAAGCUGUGACAAGAUAAAAAAGAAGAGUGUUUCUUACGCAAAGCAUGCUGGAGAGGUAACAACGUUGUGAAACGUUUCUCAGAACACAAUUGUACAGUGUUUCUGGAUAGGCACCAACGCUGUGACACAUUUCUAAGAUUAAAAUAGAAAAGUGUUAGAUAAUCAACGCAUGCUUGACCAGUGCCCGCGCUGUGACAAAAUCAAAGAUGGCAAAAGUUUUAACUGUUGUGGCAGUUUUGUUGAUGUGGUUGACUCAAGUGUCCAUGACUUGUACCGAACUUUCAGAGCGACUGUCCAGCGGUGUGUUCCAGAAACUACGUCUGCUGAAGUCCACCUAUGUGGUGUUGUCCUCUCACACCCAGUACCACUGUGCCAUGCAGUGCAUGUAUGAUACUAUUUGUGCCUCCUUCAACUACGACACCACGACGUCUUCGUGUGAGCUGAACAACGUAACAUCCACCACCACGCCUGAUCAGGUAGUCAACACACCUGGAUGGAUUAACGCCAAUGCGGACAGCUUUCCACAGGCACUUAUCGGGUCAUGUGCGGGCCACACUUGCCCCCGGGGAAGCAUCUGCACCCAGGGCACCGCUCAAUGUAUAAAACGUGGGCGUUGUGUGCAGAUCGAGAGUGGGAAGGCUUUCUACAGAGGAAUACACAACGUAACCAGGGAGGGCCGGACAUGUCAGCGAUGGGACUCCCACACACCCCAACAACACUACGGUAAGAACGACUCGCCCAACAACAUGCAGUCAGUCACCAGUAUGGCGGAGGCGGGCAACAGGUGCUUGCCUGAGUUCAACGACACCAUACCGUGGUGUUACACCACAGAUCCCGCACUGCGCUGGGAACACUGCAGCAUACCGAGUUGUUAGGAUGUUGCCGACGUCACUUGGAACACUGCAGCAUACCGAAUUGUUAGGAUGUUGCAGACGUCACUUGGAACACUGCAGCAUACCGAAUUGUUAGGAUGUUGCAGACGUCACUUGGAACACUGCAGCAUACCUAAUUGUUAGGAUGUUGCAGACGUCACUUGGAACACUGCAGUAUACCGAAUUGUUAGGAUGUUGCAGACGUCACUUGGAACACUGCAGUAUACCGAAUUGUUAGGAUGUUGCAGACGUCACUUGGAACACUGCAGUAUACCGAAUUGUUAGGAUGUUGCAGACGUCACUGGGAACACUGCAGUAUACCGAAUUGUUAAGAACUAUCAUGAUAACAGGGUCGCAAGUGUCGUUAUAUUUUUAAUAUGAAAUGUAUUUGUAUUUCGAAACAAAAUCCUAAAUAUGGCAUUAUUUAUUAUAGUGUGCAAAGUCAUUUAGGCGUAUCAGAAAUGUCGGUGUGGAUUUCUUUGAAGUAGAUCCCGAAAAUAAUCAUUAUCAAAUGUCCCGUAGUUGACAUCAGACUACGUUACUCUUUCAUCAUGGAACCGUGCGGAGCUUGGGCUAUUUUGUGCCAGCCUUAAAAAUGACAAGUCAGUUUCCUUUAAAACAAUAUCCAGAGAAAAAUGCUAAAAAUAUUAAAUAUAUUACCAAACAAAAUUGUUUUAAGAAACCACACAUACACAAUACCAGUAUCACUGUAAUUCCAUGUCCAACAUUUUUAGUUUCAGUCUCUCGGCCUCUGUCGGUGACUCCACCCCACUAGGAUUCUGCUGAAGUUGCUGACGCCGAACUUUGGCAGAUUUCUGCCGCUCCUUGAACUUUUCAACUUUCUGCUGUCGCUCAGUUUCAUUUUUCCGCACUUGCUCAUUGUGACGUUUUUCCUUUUCUUCGAGUUUAAGGCUCAAAGCCUCCAGUUCGAGUGGCGGCAGUCUCGAUGCACGUGCAGCAUGUGGAUUUGCGUCCUCGUCAAAGUCAAGGUCAUAACUUGUGCCGCAGCUCGUUUGUCGAACGAUCCCCAACUGACGCAGCUCACGAAGAACCACAUCCGGGUUCUGCUGCUCCUCGGAUCCAGCUCCGAGAAUUCCCUCCCUCUUCAGCUCCUUUCGGAUGGCACCGCCUUGUAGUCCUAGUUUCCCAUAUCUCAGAGGUCCAAGUGAAGGCCCCAUUUUCCCAUCGCUCUUCUCUAGACAUUUGUCCAUCGGAUGUUCAUAGGAAGGCAAUUUCGGAUACUGUAAGAUAUGAUUCAGCUCGUGUGGGCGUCUAUUCUGUAAACUAGAGGAUGCAUCACACAUCAACCAAGGUGACGGGGUAUUCAAACGAACUUUCACUCUUCCCAACUCUCUCUUGUCCGAUGUGUCAGGGUCCAGUAACGGAGAGCGAAGCAGAUGCCCUGUUUCACGAGGCUUCAAGGGACCUGACAUACUUUCUGGGUCUUUACCUUUGAGCGUAAUGUCUGAUACUUCUCGGAAUAUAUUCUGGUUAGUGACAUCUCCCUUGUUUGUCUCUUGAGUAUUAGAUGAAUUGUCAGCGAUGAUAUUCCCUCGUGUUGUUACUGGACUUGGAGCCAUCCACAUUAGAUCUGAUGCAUCUUUUAUGUGGCCGUAGGUCUCUCUCGCUGCCAUUAAUAACUGAGGGGAGCCCGCCUUUCGAUGGUUCUCUAGUCCAACUAAACACUUAUCCUUUCCAAAACGUGUGGCACGGCGGGGCGCUUUAUCCAUAACUAAUUUUGCUGUAUUUCUCAGCGGUGUCUUUUCAUAAACGUUGGAUAUGCACGGUUUUGUUGUCACAUGAACCGCGUCACAGAUAGCAUCAUUCAUUGCAAUCCUAUUAAAACUAUUACCUGUAGAAAGAGUAUUCACAAAUCCUUCAACGAUGGUAUCCCUCUCAGAAUCAAUGCUAUACACAUUCACGGCGCCAUGGUCUUUGCCCCCUCUUAAUUCAGGUGUUCCACAUUCCCGGCCUUCCUUUGAAGACGCAGACCCCAUUACAACAAAUGAUCAAAGAAUUCUAUUUACAGCCAUCACUUAUCAGUGGAACUGAACAUUCUAGACUAUCGGCUAUGGCUGUUACAUGAAUUCAUCGUGACGUCAUCGUUAUUGUGUGAGACGUCACAUCCUAACUCAUGACGUCAUCGCUCUGUGCAUUGUUGCUAACGUGACGUCACGACAAUCUUGAUUUAUUAUCUUGAUGGUGACAGAUGCAGGGGCCGCGUGAUGGGUGCGGCCGCAGGUAAAGCGAAAACCCCGAGAAAUGGGAAAACUUGGUGCGAUCCUGUACAAGAGGUAUCUAUCAAAUCCGAACUGGCUGAGACGAAAGUCAUUCCAAGCACGACAACUGUUGCGCGAAAGUGUGAAAUCAAGCCUCUUGUUCGUACACAUGACGUUCUCCAUAACCGGAGCAAUUCACGCCCGGUGAGGAGCACACGUGCUUUAAAGAACAAAAUCAUGCAGUGUUCGCAAGAGAACAACGCUAUGAAUACGACCCGCUCCGUCUGCUCGGAGCGAGAACAUGAGCGGCCACCAUUAACCUCGUCUGGCAGCGCCGGGUCCUUCUGCAGAAGCACGAUUCAAGACAGCAGGCCUGCCGUGAAGAAAAGAUUGGAGGAUAUUCCUGUCUCUCGCAUGUGGCGUGAACAAUGCGUAGGGGAGAUCACACACACGAAAGUAGUCACUCAUGCAAGCAAUGCGCAGAAGGAAAGCCUUUCCGUGCAAAGGAAACCAAUGGGUAUGGACGAAUCCAUUCUAAAGGACAUUGAUGAAAUCGAGAGCAACUAUAUGGCUGGACAAAAAGCUAUGCAGACACACCCUUGGUCAUAUCACAAUCGCGUGAAGGCUCUCGCCGUGGAAGUCCAAAAAGCAAGCUCAGACCAAAGUGGACUUGACUCUGCUCCAAGUGAUAAUGCGAAGGGUCCCCCAGCGAGAACAGCUUCCGAUACUGGUGGAGAUAACUCUGGCUGCACUGGCACUGCUUCCGCCAACCAACAGCCGUCGGGGGUCUGCAGGCGGCCAGCCACGCCGGCUGAACCAACGUGGUUGAAGCCGCGUCAUCUCAGUGAUUACUUUGAGAAGCGUCGUUUUGGAGAAUGCGGUAGCAGAAGCAGUACUCCUCCUUCUUCUAAUGGAGGAGACCGGCGUUGGAUGCAGACCAUUCCAGACGGAGAGGAAUCCUCAUAUAGCCGCUCAGGCCAACCAUUUCCACGCAGAAGGGCCAGAAAGGACGUCGAAUUUCCAAGUUUUUUCACCUUCUGAGUUCAUAUUAAGCUAGCUUUGGAGGAUUAUAUUUUGAUGAUUUUUACAUGGUUAUUAUUAAUACUGUUUUACUUUUGAGGAAAUAUAUAAUGUUAAAUUAUUUCACAAAUAUUUGUUCCAUGUACAUUGAUAUUAUUAAAUGUAAUUAUUACAGAUGAAAUACAUAUUUGAUUAAAGUAUUCAUGAAGGUACUCAGAAUACAACGCAUCCAUAAACAGGUCAACGGAGGCCAGGUACACAGGAGUGCCGUUUAAAUCUGGUCUGAAUGUAUAUCUUAUAAAAAGAAUAAUACUGGAGGUGUUUUGCCCGAUAAUAAUACACCUGUUAUUUGUUAUCACGCCUACCUUGAAAUGUAUGUGGCUUGUAUAUUUAGCAUGAUAAAACCACGCCGUGACAUCAGCAUGCAUGUACAUAUCAAAGAUGCUGGAUAAUAAAUACUGUGAUAAUAUUCUGA
Molecule: messenger RNA, 4768 nt
Organism: Haliotis rufescens (red abalone)
Lineage: Eukaryota; Metazoa; Mollusca; Gastropoda; Lepetellida; Haliotidae
Product: plasminogen-like
Exons: 3
Coding region: 389-1057 (222 amino acids)
Molecular function (GO): endopeptidase activity; signaling receptor binding
Source: RefSeq, a predicted model, not a curated record